Paramuricea clavata is the source of this 603-nucleotide messenger RNA. Lineage: Eukaryota; Metazoa; Cnidaria; Anthozoa; Malacalcyonacea; Plexauridae. The record is from the annotation of a GenBank genome assembly.
AUGAUACGACUUAAUAGAUGGAGAUGGAAUCCGAACAAAAUCACUGGUUUUGUACCAGAUUUAGUUAGAAUCUUACAGAAGUAUUGCUUGUGGGAGUAUAUGGACAAUUUUCUGCAGUCUGGAAAUUUUCCCAGCAAAUCUGAAUGGAAGAAAACAGUAAUUGAGAAUAUUAAUCAUGCGGAGAUUGAGUUUUGGAAGAUCAAAACGCAACGUUAUAAACAAUUAGGAUUAUACAGCCAAGUCGUAAAAGAACCAUUGCGUAACAUGUGGCUGCAGUUUGCUCUCGAAAGCAGCGAGAUGGCCAACCAAGUGGCAAUUAUUGUUAAAGUUCUUUGUGGGUCAUUCUAUGUGAAUGGUGUGCGAUUUGCUGGAGAAAAAACACAAUUUCAUUGUAUGUCUUGUGGUAACUACUACACAAAUCCUGUAAAACAUGCUAUGUUGCAUUGUUGCGAAACACAAUUAGCAAGAACAAAAUUAUGGGAACGUAUCACAGAUUUCUUUCCAGUGGAAUUCGUAGCAAACAUUAAUUCGUUAAAUGAGGACAAUUUCAUGCAGACGAUCUUUGGAAACAUGCAAUUCAUGGAGGGAUAUAAUAAUAACCAA